UUUGAUUUAUUUUGCAGACAUUUAAAAAUGUCAGGGGUUGUGUGCGCGGAAGAGGAUGAAGAAGAGAAAUUGCGGGCACUAUUCGAGGCCUGUGAUGCAGAUGGCGAUGGGUUUGUAUCUGGUUUGGAUUUGGAACGAGUCUGGGAUGCCUUGAGAAUGGAGGAGGUGUGUGAGUGGUCACUGAGUGAGCUCCGGGAUGAGUUGGGUUUGAUGAAACCUGACUCGAAGAUAUCUUUCUCGGAAUUUUUGAAGAUUGACUUGACAGGGAAGGCUUAUGAUGAGGCCCAACUCCAGAGUUCUGAUAACAGCUUAGUGUUUCGCACGACUCCGGGUUUGGUGGAAGACGUGUUGCCACUAGCGCUGGUGCGACGUUCGAACAGCCGCUUACGUCUGCCGUCUUUCGGAGAAUACAUCAGAUGGGGACCCCAGAAGUGUACAGCUCUGCUCACAUGCAUUGAUCUUGCAUCUGGGGCGUUUGGACUAGGUUAUGAAGGCUGUUCCUUUCCCUGUGACUUCGUGAAUAUGAAGAAGCAGAAUGUGCGCACAUUGGCACUGAUUGUUUGCACAUUCACUUACCUCCUUGUUGGUGCUGCAAUUUUUGACGUUCUGGAAUCUGAUAAUGAGCGCAAGGAGCGUGAGGCAUUGCAAGAAAUGGAGUCCAUGAUCUUCAAGAAGUACAAUAUAACCAAAGAAGACUAUGCAUUCAUGGAACUGGUUGUGCUUCAAACCGUACCACACCGAGCUGGACAGCAAUGGAAGUUUGCUGGAGCAUUUUAUUAUGCAACAACGGUUUUGACUACCAUAGGUUAUGGGCAUUCCACUCCGAAUACUGUGGCCGGCAAACUAUUCACCAUGUUCUAUGCAACUAUUGGGAUUCCUUUAGGCCUUGUUAUGUUUCAGUCAAUCGGAGAACGUCUGAACAAAUGCAGUUCCAUGAUCAUUAAACAAAUCAAGAAAAUGACAAAAAAGGCGCAGAUACAAGCAACUGAAAUGAAUUUGAUCUCUGUGGUAAUCACGCUGUCAAUAUUGAUCAUCGUUGCUGGAGCCGCAGUGUUUUCUAGAUACGAGGAUUGGUCUUACUUUGACUCCACCUACUACUGUUUUGUUACGCUGACAACAAUAGGAUUUGGAGAUUAUGUUGCAUUGCAAAAUAAUGACGCUUUGGCCAGUCAGCCCGAAUAUGUGGCGUUUUCGCUCAUCUUCAUCUUGUUCGGACUUACUGUGGUUGCUGCAUCUGUCAACUUGCUUGUGCUUAGGUUUGUGACGAUGAACACGGUGGAUGAAAGAAAAGAUGAACUCGAAGCCCUGCAAGCUGCCCAAGGAGCAGUACGAUUAGAAGGAGACGUGAUCACCACAAACGGCUCCAUAAUUAGCGGGCACUUCGGUCCCCGAGGAGCUGGUGCCAUGGAUCGCAGGAUCCUCUCGUCUCUGUCACUCUCUGACAUAGGAAGCAUUUGUAAUGACUGCGGCGCCCUGAGGCCAUUUUGUUGGCCAAAAAAGACUACAAAACCGCCGCAUUUGAGAUAUGGACGUCAUCACUUGCACAAUUUUGGUCACGUCAAAUCAAGCUUUCUUUCUGCUCCUCGUGCUUCGCAAAUUAGACUGAAGACGUUUCAAAUCACGCAGGAAGAAGAUGCUUACGACAAUAGGGACCAAUUUGAAGACGAUCAACCUCCGACUCGUGGUCGACCAAGAAUCGAUUCUGAAGAGCAUUCUUACUAUGACGAGGGGUAUUAUGCUCCUUUACCAGAUGAUUUUUGCGCCUCAGAAUCUAAAAGAGUUUCAAUUUAAUUUUUAAUUUCGUGAUUUAAAGCGAAAUUGGAUGAAACAAUUUUCUGCAUCCUGUAAGAGAUGGAUUUUUCAUCAUUGCAUUUUUUUCAAUGCCUCAAAUGAUCUUUGAUAUCAGCUUGCGUUAUUUUUUUGAUUGAUACUAUCUGUGCUGAAUGUUGGAUUAAUUGGUUGAAUUUUCAGGCAUGAUUGUUCCCGUCUAACGAUUUUUUUUUCAUUAUGGUUCUUCGUCUUCUGGAUGUAAUUACCGGACCAGAAGAUAAUGAUGUUAUGCAUGCAUUUUUGAAUUGCCUCUGAAUGCAAAUUUUCGAUUACAGCUUACACGGUUUCGGGGGUGAUGGAAUAAAUGCCUGGUGGUGGUGAUGUGGUGCUAACAA
Notodromas monacha is the source of this 2165-nucleotide messenger RNA. The record is from the annotation of a GenBank genome assembly. Lineage: Eukaryota; Metazoa; Arthropoda; Ostracoda; Podocopida; Cyprididae.